This is a messenger RNA of Plasmopara halstedii, 756 nucleotides long. RefSeq names its product RxLR-like protein. Bases 1 to 756 code for a protein of 251 amino acids. The transcript has a single exon. The record is from RefSeq and is a predicted model, not a curated record. Lineage: Eukaryota; Oomycota; Peronosporomycetes; Peronosporales; Peronosporaceae.
AUGUUGACCAUUACUCAGUCUUCCCUCGCUUUAUUGCUCAUUGCAUCAGCAACUUCCAAUCCUUUUAUUGGAGCUAGUAACCUUCGUCAGCGUCACCUUGCUACCAAUACUUAUACAGCCUAUGAAGACUAUGCUAUGAUCAUGCUAAAUGCCGUGAACAAACAACGUGCAACACAGGGUUUGUCACCGCUGUGUCUUAACAAGAAAUUACAUGACGCUGCUCAGCGUCAUUCGGACGACAUGGCUGCUAAUGACUACAUGGACCACACUGGAACAGACGGUUCAGCCUUGUCGGACCGUAUUACAGACGCCGGUUACGACUGGAAUGCUGUGGCUGAAAACGUAGCUGCUGGACAGGAGGAUGUGGCCGCCGUAAUGGAGGCAUGGAUUAAUUCUCCAGGGCAUUUGGAAAACAUCAUGGGUGAUUACACAAUGUUUGCCUCUGCGUAUGCAUUUAGCGCGGAGGGCAAGUACCAUUAUUACUGGACACAAGAUUUUGCCUCGGGGGAUGCAGAGGCAUGCGACGAUACGAUGACGACUCAAGAUUCUACGCAAACAAUUGAGCAGGUGCAGAAUGAGGAGACUUCCGCGCCAAAAGACGUUGUGGAACGUUCGGUCACGAAUGCACCCGUCACCGAGGCACCUGUCACUGAAGCAGCUGUCACUGAGACAUCAACCACCGAGGCACCUCCUAUGCCUGCUCUGAUCGUUUCAAUAGACAAAACGAAAAGCAAGGACUGCGAGUCGCACUUUUGA